Tripterygium wilfordii is the source of this 687-nucleotide messenger RNA. RefSeq names its product autophagy-related protein 8d. Lineage: Eukaryota; Viridiplantae; Streptophyta; Magnoliopsida; Celastrales; Celastraceae. Bases 109 to 402 code for a protein of 97 amino acids. The transcript is spliced from 6 exons. Gene Ontology annotation, biological process: cellular response to nitrogen starvation. The record is from RefSeq and is a predicted model, not a curated record.
CAAUUAUACAAUUCAAGGAAUAAUCUCCAUCUUCUCCUGGUUUUGGGAUCUCGAUACUGCGUCUCUCGUCCUCCUUCUCCUUCUCCUUCAGCAACACUAAUCGUCAUCAUGGCCAAGAGCUCUUUUAAGACGGAACACCCUCUCGAAAGGAGACAGGCUGAAGCUGCUCGCAUCAGAGAAAAAUAUCCGGAUAGAAUACCGGUAAUUGUGGAAAGGGCUGAAAAGAGUGACGUGCCUGACAUAGAUAAGAAAAAAUAUCUGGUCCCUGCUGAUCUGACUGUUGGUCAGUUUGUGUAUGUGGUCCGGAAGAGGAUCAAGCUUACCCCUGAGAAGGCUAUUUUUAUUUUUGUCAAGAACAUUUUACCACCCACAGUCCUAUUUCUAUUGGUGCAGCGGCCAUAAUGUCUGCAAUUUAUGAAGAAAAUAAGGAUGAAGAUGGUUUCCUUUACAUGACCUACAGCGGUGAGAACACAUUUGGUAUAUUCUGAGAUGCAAUGAAACUGUAUCUAUGUGAACAAAGCUUGCAAUGCAAGAUGACAGGAAGACUCACGAUAAGUUGUAAAUUCUCUUUCCUUUAGCACAAUGUUCUCUUUUAGGGAAUAUAUUUUUCCUGCAAUUUGUAAUAACUAAGACAAUCAAAUUCUACUUUCUGCAUUUACAUUUUUUGGGCAUGGGUGAGUAUCUAUA